This is a messenger RNA of Apis laboriosa (Himalayan honeybee), 621 nucleotides long. It is a transcript of the gene Fer3, whose product is annotated as protein Fer3. Gene Ontology annotation, biological process: developmental process; regulation of transcription by RNA polymerase II. The coding region runs from base 18 to 533 and encodes 171 amino acids. The record is from RefSeq and is a predicted model, not a curated record. Lineage: Eukaryota; Metazoa; Arthropoda; Insecta; Hymenoptera; Apidae. The transcript is spliced from 4 exons. Gene Ontology annotation, molecular function: protein dimerization activity; DNA-binding transcription factor activity, RNA polymerase II-specific; RNA polymerase II transcription regulatory region sequence-specific DNA binding.
UGGACAGAAUCCGGGAUAUGAGCUACACCGAAUCGUUGUGGGAGAUUAAUGGAAAUCAAACACCAGUGAUUACAGCGGAUAUGUCGCAAUACGUCAGCGGCGAACUUGGAAGCUAUCCGAUGUGGGACAGUUCUGUUUUAUACCAAGCACCACCUCCAUCACAUUCUCACGUAAACGAACAUGGAUUAUAUAGACAACCUUGUGCAUUAUUACAUCAAAGUCGUUAUACACCUAAUGGUAGAUCUCCGAAUCUUCCAUCAUCUACUACAAAGAAACCAAGACGUCGUGUAGCAACUGUUUCACAAAGAAGAGCAGCCAAUAUCCGUGAAAGGCGAAGAAUGUUUAAUUUGAAUGAAGCCUUUGAUAAAUUACGUAGAAAAGUACCAACUUUCGCUUAUGAAAAACGGCUCUCGAGAAUUGAAACUCUGCGUCUGGCUAUUACAUAUAUUGCAUUCAUGGGAGAGUUACUUGGAAUCGAAUCGAAUAGUCCAAAACCAGAAUAUAUUCCAAGGGAAUAUUAUUUGCCGAAUUAAAAUUGAAAAAUGUUCAAAUGAAAACAAAAACAAACUUUUAAAAAUUAAUUAUUUAUAUGUAAAUUAUUUUAUGAUGUUAGUACUUUGA